Molecule: messenger RNA, 870 nt
Organism: Poecilia latipinna (sailfin molly)
Lineage: Eukaryota; Metazoa; Chordata; Actinopteri; Cyprinodontiformes; Poeciliidae
Product: zinc transporter 6-like
Exons: 4
Coding region: 1-870 (289 amino acids)
Biological process (GO): zinc ion transport
Cellular component (GO): Golgi apparatus
Source: RefSeq, a predicted model, not a curated record
AUGGACCCGACACCCCGUCACUCAGCUGCCGCGGCUAAAAGCGUCCUGCCGCGUGGGGACGUCCUCCCACGCCUCGUCUUCAUGUGUCGCAUCGCAUUAAACCCGAGUCCUGCUGCAGCGCCCUCCGGCCCGAUCCAAACCGUCCCGGAUCCACAGACCACGCCGUCCCACAUCAUCGGCCAGCUGGACAAGCUUCUCAGAGAGGUGUCGACUCUGGACGGCGUCCUGGAGGUCCGGAACGAGCACUUCUGGACCGUUGGGUUUGGGUCUCUGGCUGGCUCCGCCCACGUCCGGAUCCGGCGGGACGCCAACGAGCAGCUGGUUCUGGCCCACGUCACCAACCGGCUGCUGCCGCUCGUCGCCACGCUGACCGUCCAGAUCUUCAAGGACGACUGGACCCGCCCCCUGCUGAGCGGCGUGCUGUCCUCCCCGGCCGCCACGCCGCCGCUGCCGGUGGCUCCUGAAGGCUACGCCGCCUCCUUCCCUCCGGUUCUGUACGGCUCAGCGGGAGGCCAGGAGUUCGACCCGCUGACCUCCACGCCCUCCAAGUCCAGCAGCCCCCCGCCGGAGUUCUCCUUUGACACGCCGGGCCGGAACGUGGCGCCGCUGGUGCUGCCCGCCCCGGGCCAGCACACCCACCGGCCCUACGGAGGCCUGGGACUUUCCUACGGGGCGCCGCCGUACGCCGGGAUGCUGGGGGCGGGGCCCGGGGCGGGGCGGGGCCUGGCGAUGCCGGGCCUGGGCGCCGGGUUCAGACUCCCUUCCUCUCACAGCUACAGGACUGCCUUUGUUGGCUCAACGCCGCCGCUCCGGUUCGGAACCGGCAACCCUGCAGCGCCUCAGUCCCAGUACAGACACUACCAGCCCUGA